AUGUCGAGAGAUAUAGCAAAGGUAUUUCUUUGGAAGUUUGGAGGAGUGCACGAGCUGCGACAUCUAACCCGGAAGUCGGAGAAGUACUCCAGAUAA
Acanthoscelides obtectus is the source of this 96-nucleotide messenger RNA. Lineage: Eukaryota; Metazoa; Arthropoda; Insecta; Coleoptera; Chrysomelidae. The record is from the annotation of a GenBank genome assembly.